GUUUGACUUUGACAGUCCACUUUAUAGGUUGUUUGCUUGGUAGCAUCUUUCCGUUCGAUAUUUCGGUAUAACUAAAGUUUUCAGAAAAUCGAUAUGGAGACGAAAAGUGAAGAAAAGCCAGGUGCAGAAAAAACUAUAUUUGAUGCUAUAGCACAAAAUGAUUUUGUGGAGUUUAAGAACAUACUGGCGCAACACAAAGGCGCCGUAGAUUUCUUUGACGAAAAUGGUAUGACUGCGCUACAACACGCCGCUUAUAAGGGGAACAAGGAUAUGGUUCAACUAUUACUUGAUCGAGGCGCGGACGUGAACUCGGGGAAGCAUGAGUACAACUACACGGCUCUCCACUUCGGUGCGCUGUCUGGGAGCUCUGAGGUCUGCAAGCUCCUGCUAGAUGCCGGAGCCAAGUCUACGGCGACCAAUUCCGUAGGGCGUACUGCUUCGCAAAUGGCUGCAUUUGUUGGUAACCACCACACUGUAGCCACUAUCAACAACUACAUACCUCGGAGCGAAUUGUCUUACUACAGUGCGGUUCAAGGACAGCAGACAGAGCCCUACCUACCUGCUAUCUUAGUGGACCCUCUCCAUAAGUUUGUUCUUGGUGUGAACAUCCACCCGGUGCGACUGGCACUGAACCUACAGCACAUACCUAGUUUACUGGACAAUGCGGAAAAGGUUAUUAAAACUCUUGAACUAUUGUGCAAGAAGGAGAUGACAAGAGGAGGUGACACUAAUGAAGUAAUGGCAUUUAAGUACCACUAUUUAGCUUAUGUCCUUAGAGAAAUCCACAACAUUAGAGAUAAGAAACCUAAUUCUGACAAGGAUGACAAGAAACAUGAUGUUGUAGAGGUAUUCUCCAAGAAGUUACUGAAACCGGGCAAGGAUGGAGUGUCCCUGGAUUUGAUGGAUACAUUCCUGAAAGAUUGUGUGAGGGAAUUCCCCUUCAGAGAGUGCACUACUUUCCAUCAAAUGGUGUCCUCCCUGGCCAGCAAGGACCCUCCACCUGCACUGUCAGUGAUCAACUGCACCAUUAAUGGUCAAAGAGGAUUUGUUGAUGCCAUCCCUUACUGCAGCACUUGCGGGGAAGAGAAGCCAGCAAAAAAGUGUUCCAAAUGCAAAUCUGUGCAGUACUGUGACCGGGAGUGCCAACGCUUGCACUGGUUUGUGCACAAGAAGGCUUGCAACAGAGAAUCUAGCGCCCCCGCACCUUCUAAUGCUAAAGUUAAUAUUGACGCAAAUGAGUUAAGUUCAGAGCUACAAAACCUCGUAGCAGGAUAGGGUCUAAUUAUUGAUGUUUAAAAUAAUAAGAAUAAAAUAAUUCCACUUUAUAUCUGAAUGUAUUUUCUCGUGCUGUAAAGUAGGUACAUAUUUUUAUAAUCAAUCACAAAUAUUAUGUAUUUAAGUUUGCUGAUUGUGAUCUUAAUAGGAAAUGCUGUUAUUGUUUUAAACAUUAAUAGAUGCAUCUGUACAUAAUUGUGUUCAUUCCCUUUUCUGUGUGUAUGUAUCCUAUAAAGUUAAAUAUAUCAAAAUUAUUAAGUGGUA
This is a messenger RNA of Trichoplusia ni (cabbage looper), 1539 nucleotides long. RefSeq names its product ankyrin repeat and MYND domain-containing protein 2. Gene Ontology annotation, molecular function: protein binding. Bases 94 to 1275 code for a protein of 393 amino acids. Lineage: Eukaryota; Metazoa; Arthropoda; Insecta; Lepidoptera; Noctuidae. The record is from RefSeq and is a predicted model, not a curated record. The transcript is spliced from 2 exons.